AUGGCGCCGCCCAGCAGCCUCGGUAAACGCGUCAAGGGCACCCAGAUCAAGCGUUCCUUCAUCUACGGAACCACUGCCCGACCCUUCGAUCCCGAGCGCAAUCCGAAGCCAGAGGGCGUCCCUGACGACCACACCCACUCGUGGGAGGUCUUUGUAAAGGGUAUUGACGACACAGACAUUACCUACUGGCUUAGAAGAGUCCAGUUCAAGUUACAUGAGUCCAUCCCCAACCACGUGCGGAUGAUCGACGGCGAACCCGGAAAACCCUUCAUCAUCCAUGAGACCGGAUGGGGAGAAUUCGAGAUCACAAUUAAGAUGUACUACGUGACCGAGUCCGGCGAGAAGCCCCAAACUCUGUACCACAAUCUCCGCUUGCACCCCUUCGGUAGGACCGAUGCCGAGAAGGAACAGAUGGCCCGCCAGAACAAUGGUGAGAUUACCGCGUGGAACUACGAAGAGCAGCUCUUCAAUGAGCCUUACGAAGCCUUCUACGAGAUCCUUACCUCUGGAGCUACUCCAAAGGGCCAUCCUGUUGGGAAGGGCGGCAAGGGGAAGAACAAGCCGAUUCCUCCUCUGCCUGAGAAGACGUCUAACGUACAAGUUUCCUGGGAGCGGAGUUCCCUUCUGCCCGCGGUAAAUAAGCCAGGACAGCCCUUCAGUCUCGAGACGGAGCAGAUCGAGGUUAAGAAACUCGCAGAGGCCAAGGCCAAGGUCCAGAAGAUGGCCGAGAAACAGCUCGAGAUUCUUAAGGAGAGGGAAGCAUUACUUGCCAAGCUCAAAGCCGAGAACGCUGCUGCUGCGAGCAGCUAG
This is a messenger RNA of Colletotrichum chrysophilum, 810 nucleotides long. It is a transcript of the gene YAF9, whose product is annotated as NuA4 histone H4 acetyltransferase complex and the SWR1 complex subunit. Lineage: Eukaryota; Fungi; Ascomycota; Sordariomycetes; Glomerellales; Glomerellaceae. The record is from RefSeq and is a predicted model, not a curated record. Bases 1 to 810 code for a protein of 269 amino acids. The transcript is spliced from 2 exons. Gene Ontology annotation, biological process: regulation of DNA-templated transcription.